Sphaeramia orbicularis (orbiculate cardinalfish) is the source of this 4212-nucleotide messenger RNA. RefSeq names its product FAM20C golgi associated secretory pathway kinase a (gene fam20ca). Lineage: Eukaryota; Metazoa; Chordata; Actinopteri; Kurtiformes; Apogonidae. Gene Ontology annotation, cellular component: Golgi apparatus. The record is from RefSeq and is a predicted model, not a curated record. The transcript has 10 exons. Gene Ontology annotation, biological process: protein phosphorylation; enamel mineralization. Bases 885 to 2609 code for a protein of 574 amino acids. Gene Ontology annotation, molecular function: protein serine/threonine kinase activity.
ACAGCUUUUCCUCCCUGAAGCUCGCCUUUCAAGUCACUAGUGCUACUUGUCUGGACACACGCAGCCAAUCUCUUCCUCAUGACGCCACUGAGGCUGGGCUGAAAGGGCUUCGAUCAUAAUAUUUAACACACCCACCCUUUUUUCGAUGAACACUUGGAUGGGAGACAAAGCAGUGUUAAGAGGACACACACAUGACAAACCGGGAUCCGUGCACCUGCCAUCCAGGCUGUGGGGUUUUGACGUGAACGGAGCGGGACAGCGUCCACGCAUCUCGAAGCGGAUCACCUGUUAUAUUAUAACCACGGAUUGAUGCUUUUUUUUUUUUUUUUUUUUUUAAAUCUUGUCUUUAUUUUUUUUGUUCAAUCCCAGGACUGUUUCUGUUAGGACUAUAUACUUUUCCCUUCAGAAGUUGGUACAAAUCUGACAUCUCACUCUUUGCUGCCAGCAUUCUAAGGAAGUUUGAGGUAGAAGAUCAGUGCUUUGAACAGGACCCGCCCUCCUUCUUCUUAUCUAUCUCUCGUUAACGAUUUAUUUACAGCUCCAUCCUAGUGACACUGUAUCUUAUUCAGCAAAGCGAUGAAUGAAGAGCGCUUUUUGAGCUGCUGCCAGGGAAGUGUCUGCUGUUCAUAAUGUGUCGGUGUGUCCAGCUGUCUGCAAGAACUGGAACUACUGUCUAACAAAAAAUAAAUUAAAAAAAAAAAAAAAAAGGACUGAGCACAUUAUGGAGUUUUUGACAUAGGCUUUACAUGCAUUAUGUGUGGAAUAAUCAGAAAAUCUUCAAGCCAACCUCGCUGCUUUGUCAUCGCCUAACACUAUUGGACAUCCAUGUCGGUGCGUAAGGUGCGCUGCGCUUAGAAAGCUAACUCCGACUGUAAAGAAAUAAAAUGAUAAAGAUGAUAUUGUUUCGGAAAUUCAGAGUGUUGAUUCUAAUGGUGUUUUUAGUGGCGUGCACCAUGCAUAUUAUGAUAGACUUGUUACCCAAAUUGGAGAAGCGGGCUGCGGGAGCGGACAGCGGGGACGGCGGCUGUCAGUGCGCACACCACCCGGCCGGGGAGGCGCAGGGCUGGGGGAAGCAGCGCGCCAGGUCGGCGGCUGAAGCGGGCUGGCCUAACAAGCACACGCUCCGAAUUUUGCAGGAUUUCAGCAACGAACCGAGCUCCAACCUUACAUCUCACUCCCUGGAAAAGAACACAGCUGCCGGGGAGAGAGCGGAGUCCUUCGGGCGGAUGAGACCGUCAGCGGGGAAGGCGGAGGACCAUAAGCCGCUCAUCGGAGACGCGAGCGGGGGUCGAACCGUCCCUGCCCACGGUGCCUCUGGACUGUCCGCUCUGUUUGAGCAUCCCUUAUACAAGAUUGACCUUCCUACUCUCACGGACGAUGACACUUUAUUUAACGUCAACACUGACAUCAGGUUUUACCCCAGAACUACAGGGAACCAAGGAUGGCACAAUGAUGACGGGAAUGAAGAGGAGGAGGUGUUCUCUCCAACAGGUGAGGUGACGGCAGAAUCGUACCCCAACUGGUUACGUUUCCACAUCGGGAUCAACCGCUAUGAGCUGUACUCCAGACACAGUCCUGUGUUGGACGCCCUGCUGAAGGAUCUGGUCAUCCAGAGGAUCACCAGUGUGGCCAUGAAAUCUGGAGGCACUCAGCUGAAGUUGAUCAUGACUUUCCAGAACUAUGGACAAGCCCUGUUCAAGCCCAUGAAGCAGACCCGGGAGCAGGAAACCCCACCAGACUUCUUCUACUUCUCUGACUUUGAGAGGCACAAUGCAGAGAUCGCUGCUUUUCAUUUGGACAGAAUUCUUGACUUUCGGAGGGUGCCCCCAGUGGCAGGACGGCUCGUCAACAUGACAAGGGAGAUCAGAGAUGUAACGCGUGAUAAGAAGCUCUGGAGGACCUUCUUCAUCUCACCAGCCAACAACGUCUGCUUCUACGGUGAAUGCUCUUAUUACUGUUCCACUGAGCAUGCUCUAUGCGGUAAGCCAGACCAGAUCGAAGGCUCGCUAGCGGCGUUCCUGCCAGACUUGAACUUAGCCAAACGCAAGACCUGGAGAAACCCCUGGAGACGCUCGUACCAUAAACGCAAGAAAGCAGAAUGGGAGGUGGACCCUGAUUAUUGCGACGAGGUCAAACAGACGCCUCCAUAUGACCGUGGUACUCGACUCCUGGACAUUAUGGACAUGACCAUCUUUGAUUUCUUAAUGGGUAACAUGGAUCGUCAUCAUUAUGAGACUUUUGAGAAGUUUGGGAACGACACAUUCAUUAUUCACCUGGAUAAUGGAAGAGGGUUUGGCAAACACUCUCAUGAUGAACUUUCCAUCCUGGUGCCGCUCAGUCAAUGCUGCAGGGUGAGACAGUCCACUUAUCUGCGUCUCCAGCUGUUGGCAAAGGAGGAGUACCAGCUGAGCUCCCUCAUGGAGGAGUCUCUGCUUCGAGACCGCCUGUCCCCCAUCCUCAUCCAGCCUCACUUACUGGCCAUGGACCGCAGGCUCCGUCUGGUGCUGCAGGUCCUGGCAGGCUGCAUAGAGAAAGAAGGCUACACUAGUGUUGUGGAAGAAGACUUAGAGGGGGACUCUGCCACCCACAGGAGCCCGGGCCACAGGUAGUGAGGGCGAGUCUGAAGGGUGAAAGCAACCACCGGUCACAAAUGGACAAUGGACCACAUUUGUGGCAGUUUGACUUAAUGGGAUUGUGCCGAAAAUCCCACUUCUAGUAUCAAGCUGAAUUCAGUGAAUUCCAAGACUUGCCAUCAAUGCCUGUAGGGAUCCUGCUUUUAAGUGUGUUUAUAUAGAGGAAGUUACAGAUACCCCAAAAGACUGCUCAAACAGAGGCUUUGUAUUUGUUAGAUACAGAUGUAUUUUUGUUUUAUCAGAUGUUGUACACACAAAGGAACCACUGCUGUGUCCUCAUUCUGUCAUGUUUGUUUGAAAUAUGGAGGGUAUCCGUCUCAUCUGAGUGUUUUAAUAUAUUAAGACGUACCCAAACAAGAACUUACACUGACUGCACCGCAUAUGGUCAGACAAUAAGCUUUAACAACAACAAUGUAUAAAAGGUUGAUAAUGUUACACCACAAUAUUAAAGAAAUAUGUGCCAGAAUUUGUUUUUAUUUUCACAUGCUGCAAUGAUCCACAACAGCAGAAAAAACAUACAACCAGGUAAACAAGACAAAAACAGUGCAUUCUAUUUGUCUUUCUCUAUAUGCUUUGUUUUUCUUUGUAAAGACGUGGAACAAACCCAGUGAAAUACCGGUAAAUACAUACAUAUAUACAUCUGAGUGCAAGUAUAUUUCACUUUAGUACCUUCACUUUGCCUUAUUCCAGUUUUGUAUGUCUUUAUUAUUCAAGUUUACUACAUCCUAGUUCAGUUUGCACCACAUGCAGAGUGAGAGCUCAACACUAAAACAUACUUUAAACCAAAAAUACUGUAAUAGCUGAAAACCAGACUCAUGUUAGUUAGUGUUCAGUAAUUGGUAUCGCCACUGCAUUACACUCAAACGCAGACCUGAAACGUUUAGAUUAUUGUCUGCUGUGAUAGCAUUUGACAGUUUAUGCAAAACACCACGAUAAAGCUUGUAUAUUGUUUCAUUUUAUGGAAUUCCAUGACCAAAUGACUAUUUAUUGGUGAGUCACAAACAAUGAAUUAAUUGGUUUAUGUUAUGGUUUUGCUUCAUGUUGCUUUGUAUGGUGGAAUACAUUUAUACCUUUUGGAUACGAUUUAAAGUGACAUUCCUUCGGGUACUAUUUUUAUGUUGACAUACUAGAAAAGCAACAAGUGUUUUGAUUUUGGACUGUAGUUGUUGAAGUGGUGCCAGUGCAAUUUUCAGUUUCCUCUCAAGAGUCCUGUGUAUUGGCUAACCCAGUACCUGUGCAAUGACAGAAAUACAUUACUUGAAUGUUUUUUUGGGUUGGCACUAUGAACAGGAUUCGUAAAGCUACAAAACAGUACAAAGCUGUAAUAGCUGGACUCCGAGUCUAACACUUACUUGCGGUGAUACAGGGGUUAAAACGCCUCCUCCCACAGAAGGGAUAACCUCGGGCACUGUUCUUUGAUUUUCAUAUUCUCAGUGUAAAUAUCUAUAAAUACUUUGAAAGACCUACCAAGCUGCACCGCGAAGUUAUUUGCUUCUGUUUUCUGCUACUGCAUUGUUACUGUGAAGAUCUGUUUACUAAAUGAAUAAAGUGUGCAAUAAAAACAAACGUGAGGACAAUA